Molecule: messenger RNA, 195 nt
Organism: Prunus armeniaca (apricot)
Lineage: Eukaryota; Viridiplantae; Streptophyta; Magnoliopsida; Rosales; Rosaceae
Source: the annotation of a GenBank genome assembly
AUGCCUUUCCUUAUACAUGUCACCUUUGCUCCUUCGCACCAGCAAGCUUCGUCUGUCUUCAGUUGGGAAAAAAAGGACACGACCCGCCCUGGCGCCCAGACCCGCCUAGAUCCGCCCAGGCCGCCUAGGCGCCGCCUAGAUCCGCCCAGGCCGCCUAGGGUCCCUGGUGUUGGUGACCUCCUGCCUAGCGCCUAG